This is a messenger RNA of Camellia sinensis, 894 nucleotides long. Lineage: Eukaryota; Viridiplantae; Streptophyta; Magnoliopsida; Ericales; Theaceae. The record is from RefSeq and is a predicted model, not a curated record.
AUGAUAAAGAGUGAUAUUUUAAAGAUUUAUGAUGCUGAGAGGGUGAAGAUAUUGAGUUUGGUGGAGAAUAAUAAAAGUAGGGUGGAAAUCACAACUAAUAUAUGGACUGCUAGUAAUCAAAAGAAAGGAUUCAUGGUUGUCACAACACACUUUAUUGAUGAUUCAUGUACAUUGCAAUGUCGCAUUUUAAGGUUCAUUUAUGUUCCAUGUCCACAAACAAAAGAAGUUCUUUGUGAUACUUUGCAUGAUUGUAUGAUGGAUUGGAAUAUUGACAGAAAAAUCUUUACUGUUACUGUUGAUAAUUGCUCCACAAAUGAUGCCAUGAUUACCAUGUUGAUGGAUAAGUUGAGUAAUCCAUCACUUUUGUUGAGUGAUACUUUGUUUCAUAUGCGUUGUUGUACGCAUAUUUUGUAUUUGAUUGUCAAAGAUGGACUGGAUGUCAUACGAGUGGGUAUAGAGAAAAUUCGGGAGAGUGUAGCUUAUUGGACAGCAACACCUAAAAGACAAGAAAAAUUUGAAGAAACAGUCAAUCAAUUGCGUAAUCCACAUACUAAGAAAUUAGGACUUGAUUGUGCAACUAGGUGGAAUUUAACAUACUUGAUGCUUGAAACUACCUUAUUUUAUAAGAAUGUCUUUUCUCGGUUGAAAAAUAGAGAGCCCCAAUAUAAGACCGUACCAAGUGAGGAAGAAUGGGAGUUUGCUAGAGAGAUUAGUGGGAGGUACAAGACGAGUGUAUUCGAGUUUUGUUUUGAAAAACUUUAUGGAGACAAAGCCGAAGAGGAAAUUGAUAGAGUUUGUCAGAUUUGUUAUGAUUUGUUGCACGAGUAUCAGAAUCGAGUUGGUAUGGAGAUCGAUGUUGUUAGUGAAUCUUCUAUCCAUCUAGAAAUUGUUUGA